Molecule: messenger RNA, 2736 nt
Organism: Mycosarcoma maydis (corn smut)
Lineage: Eukaryota; Fungi; Basidiomycota; Ustilaginomycetes; Ustilaginales
Exons: 1
Coding region: 1-2736 (911 amino acids)
Molecular function (GO): protein binding
Source: RefSeq, a predicted model, not a curated record
AUGGAUCAACUACAGCCAAGCAUGCAUGCCACCUCGGACAUGCGCUCCUUCUCCGCCGGCUCCUACGGCUCCUCUAAUGGCUCCGCAUCCUCGACCGUCUCGGCCCAAGACUCGGGCGCGCAUACCCCCUCAACCAGCCCAUCCCUCUCGGACCGUGAUGCUUCUUCUACAGAUACUGCCGCUUGGACCAAGCUGCCUAAUCACCAUCCAUCGUCGAAUUCUGCUUCCCGAUCUGGCUCGUCGGCAGCUCUUUCGCCGCUCGAGCUGCUCGUGAAAAGAGGCAUGCAAGUACAAAACGAUAUUCUCGCCCCUGACGACAGGUCUGCGACCAACACUUCCAGCAGCCAUAUCCUCGAACGCGCAUCUGCCCUCUCGCGUAAGACUUCAGUACGCAAGCCACCCAUACAGCCUUCACCUGACCCGGACGACUUCGACGACACACAAAGCAUUCGCAGCGUCAACCUUCUAUCCGAGCCCGGCUCGAGCUUUUCCCGCAGCCAACUUCGAUCGUCACCCUCGUCAUCUGCCUCAUCACCGCCAAGUACCAGCUCUUCCUUCUCCGUGCAGCGCGGCUACAAGGCGUCCUAUGACGAUUCCAACGAUUCAUACACGCCAACACAACCCGACGCCCCUUGGCAAAGGUCAUCCUCCCAUCUGCUCAGCAAUGCUUUCCGAAAUUCGGUUGCCUCAGAUAUUUCUUUCAACUCCAUCACUGCAGAUGCACUUGACUCUUCAUUAUCACGAAGAGCGUCGAUCGAUACCGUACGCAGCUCAGAAUUUGGCGAAGACGGGAGAUGGGGCCGAGCGUGGACCUCGCGAGCCGAUGAUGAGGAAAGCGCCUACGAAGAGAGUUCAUAUGGCGACGAUUUGGACUCGCACCUAGACGAUGAGCUCAGUGGCGUCAUUCAUGGCAGCAUUGAUCUCGAUCCCAGCAAAGGGCCACUCUUGUCCAGCCGUGGACUCGACUCCGUCACCCAACAGUGGAAACGCAGUCACGCUUCUCACAGUACGUCUAGGGGCUCGAGCACUAAUGCAUCGUCUGUUUCCUCAAGACCAGCCAUUCGUCAGGUGGAGAGCAAGGAGAAGAUCGUCAGUCUCACCAGAUCAGUCCCGCCUCAUACAGCUUCAUCAAAGCUACAACAACCCACCCACAUUCAUGCCGAUCCCAGGCACAGCUUUGUGCCACAGAUCGAGACGCAAGAGCAUGACGCUCGCCCACACUCAACGCAGCUGUACGACCUCACGCCGACGGCGUCUGCAGAUCGCUACCUUGGUCGUCCUUCCGCCUCCUCCGUGGCUACUAUAGCUGGCAACAGCUUAAUGGCAAAUACGGAUAGCCCGCCGACUGCGCGCGUCUAUGUCUACCCACCAAGCCCCUCUGGUUCGGAAGUCUCGAGUUCAACUGGUGGUGCAGCAGCAUCAUCAUCAUCAUCAAACUACCCCUCACAGCAACACUAUGUCUCGAUGCCUACUCCUGCCUCUGCACAGGUCGAGACCAUGGCUGCUUCGCCACAACAGAACCUCGCGUCAGAAGUUACGCGCACUCCGCUGGCUCCUUCGAGCCUCUUGUCUCAACCUCUCCGCGCUUCAGCACGCCAGAAAGUGCCACACCGACCUCGGUCUUCGGGACAUCCCGCAGGACGGGUUCCGCCUCCCCCACCACCGGCAGCAUCGGGUAGCGAGCAAAGCAAUAUACAUGGAUAUUCCGAUCCGAAUCAUUACUUUCAAGGCGUCGACCGACCCAUCAUCGGUCGCAAGCGUGCCGAGGCCAUAGCGCGAGCCGACGGCAGAGAAAGCAUGGUUUCUGAUCUCGACGUCGAGACACUGCGUCUUGAUGGCAGCAGUCGACGCGAUAGCAGCAGUACCAUUGGCAGCGUCAUGACCUCGCGCCUUUCGAUUGGAAGCAUCAGCCAUGACCCUGUCAUGCUCCAGUCUUCGGCAGCAUGGCGCCCUCAUUCGUCUACUGGUCCCUCGGGCGACAACGCGCAACCAUCUGUGCAGCCAAAAGCUUCGCAGAAUUCUUUCCGAUCAUUACAGCCGGUGCAAGACACAGCCUCCAUGCCAACAGCAUCUGGCGAUUCCAUGGAUCCGAUGGCGCGACCGCAGCUGCGCAAUGCCAAGUCCACCAACGCGUUACCUUCGAGCAGCUUGACAGGCUCGGUCGAUAUGCAAGCUACUGCAUCAGCGCCGCAGUCUAAUCCAGGAUUCACAGGGCUUGCUACUUGCAACGCAACGCCCGUAGCGAAACCGCGACCAUCGCCCGCCGUCGACACGCGCACAGGUCCCAGCUCUGCCGAGGACUUCCUCUCCCAAGGCAUCACCUAUCACGAACAGGGCGACCUUGCACGGUCUGCUUUCUAUUUUGAACGAUCUGCCAAAGUCGAUGGCGGGUGCGUUGUGGGAAUGUGUAUGUUUGGCAUGACACUUCGCGAAGGCUGGGGAGCGCGUAAGGAUCCCAUCAAGGGUUUCACCUGGAUCCAGCGUGCAGCAGCUCGUGCGGGCGAGAUGAUGUCCACACGCACACCCAAGACCGACUCGGAACUCAAAGCCAUCAAGAGCGAACUCAAGCUCAGCGUGUACGAGCUCGGCAAGUGCUUUUGCUACGGCUGGGGUGUCAAAAUGGACAAGCACAUGGCGUUGGAGUACUUUGAAUUGGCCGCCAAACUUGGUGAUGCCGAUGCUCAGGCCGAAGCGGGUGCGCUGUAUGCCGCAGGCAAAGGAUGUAAGAAGGAUUGA